This is a messenger RNA of Rhipicephalus sanguineus (brown dog tick), 1676 nucleotides long. RefSeq lists its product as uncharacterized. Gene Ontology annotation, molecular function: protein binding. The coding region runs from base 68 to 955 and encodes 295 amino acids. The transcript is spliced from 5 exons. NCBI's taxonomy places the organism in Eukaryota, Metazoa, Arthropoda, Arachnida, Ixodida, Ixodidae. The record is from RefSeq and is a predicted model, not a curated record.
GCAACAGAUCCUCUUGGCUAGCUGAUAAGAUCCAUACUGCGCGUUCGCGUACGAACAAUGGGUAGACAUGGCGAUCGUGUGUCCUCUGCUCGCCGUGUGCGGUAUCGUCUGUUCGGUGGCGGCGGCAGCUAAAAUGGACUUCAAAACUCUCUACAUGAGCGACACCUGUAGGACGAAUGGACACCAGCCGUUGCGGUUUAAGCUCUCGAACACGGGUAGUCUCUCCAUGCUCACGGUCCGGUCCCAGCGCGACGACUCCGCACCCUGGUGGGAUAUUUCGGGAAGCUGCACGUCCACUCUCAUAGUGACCAGUCCACGAAGAUCACGAAUCACAAUGACCAUUGAGGAAUUGGACAUGUACGCCGAACCAAAGGAGAACUACUGCAUCGACUUCCUAGAUGUUCGUCCCCUGGACUCCCUUGUGAGUCGAUUCUGCGGUUCCCUGGAGGACACCUACCCAAAGACGUUCGCUUCAGUGGGCAACAAGCUGCACUUCAAAUGGAACUUUUACACAGGCGCGGCUAACACGAGAGGCUUUACCAUUCUGCUCACGGCCUUCACAGAACCAGUGCGCGGUAAAAACUGCACCGCUGCUCACUCUGCACGCGACGCUCAGUUCCUGUGCGCUAACGGUCGCUGCAUCGACGCCAGGUGGCGCUGCGACAAGCGCGACAACUGCGGCGACGCAUCGGACGAGAAAGGUUGCAGAGACGAAGGCAGUUUCCUGGUGAUCCUGAGCAUCUGCGCAUGCAUCGUAGUUGUAGUCGUUUCGGGCAUUAUGGUCACAGUGGUUUGGAUGAGGUUUAGGAAGCCUCCGAGUCAAGGCGCUACAGUCACUGGCAUGCAGACUGCUUACAGCAUCCCCGUGAACUCUGAGAGCUCGAACACACUUCCGCCGUACAGUCAACCGUCUAACACAGGCACGACAGUAUUGAGGUCUGGCAACCGUUACUAGGUUGUGCAAUAUCAUAUGCAACAUGCAACUCGCACCAGCAAUGCCAUCUCGCACUGCAGAAUUAUGCGGCAUGUGUCGAGUUUUGUUCAGAGCACGAGAGACAUGUCCCAGUUUUCCAGCAAACGAUAGAGACAAGUUUUGGAUGUGUACUCGUGUGUGUGCCACUAGUCUACUUGGAGGAGCCACUCGAAUACUCGAAGCAAGCGCUCAAAUGAAACUGUUCUACCAACGAAUAGGUUACAUUUACAUGUCAAUGUAAGCAACUUUGUUGUGUGAUUUAUGGUCGGGCAGACAACAAACAAUACAGCGCAGCUUUUCACUGUGAUGAUUGUACAAGAUGGCUGCCUCGAUGACGUCAGUGCCAAGUAUUCAUGUGGUCAUUGAUCAAUGUUAGUUUUUAAAUUAAAUUCUAGGGUUUCACAUGCCAAAAAUGUGUGUGAAGCGCACUGAAGUUUUGGGACCGAAUUCUCACCACAAGGAGUUCAACAACAUGCACAUAAAUCCCAAGCACGUAGGCCUUUUUGAUUUUUUCAAUGUAGAAGUCGACAGCGGAUGAAUCAACAGAUAGGCCUGCCCAGGAGCGAACAGGCGUGAAUGACAGUGAAGAAGAAAAAAACACCGAAGACUUCGGAAAAAAACUCAGUAAUAUAUUUUUAUUCCGGCGUGACGUGCCACUUUCAAUAUCAAUAAAUAAUAAAACCAUCGUCAAUCUCUCAACACA